This is a messenger RNA of Tetrahymena thermophila SB210, 1158 nucleotides long. Its product is annotated as dual specificity phosphatase domain protein. The transcript has a single exon. The record is from RefSeq and is a predicted model, not a curated record. Gene Ontology annotation, molecular function: protein tyrosine/threonine phosphatase activity; MAP kinase tyrosine/serine/threonine phosphatase activity. NCBI's taxonomy places the organism in Eukaryota, Ciliophora, Oligohymenophorea, Hymenostomatida, Tetrahymenidae. Gene Ontology annotation, biological process: negative regulation of MAPK cascade; protein dephosphorylation. Gene Ontology annotation, cellular component: cytoplasm.
AUGUUUUUAGGUAACAGAAGAUUCCUCUUUCAUAAUUAUUCUAAUAUGAAUAAAAUUGUGGAGGAAACUCCUGAUUCAGGUUGCUUGUGGUUAGGAGAUUAUACGGCUGCGAUGGACAAGCGAGCACUGAAAGAGAAAGGAAUUAAAACUGUUUUGACAACAGCAAGUGGAUUAGGCGUAUCAUAUCUGCCAUCAGAUGGAAUCACUCAUAAGCAAUACAAUUUACUAGAUAUAGAAACUUAGAAUAUUUCAAACUGCUUCGAUUCAACAUUUAGGGAAAUAGAGGAGGGAUUAAAAAGAGGAGGUGUUUUGGUGCACUGUGCAGCAGGAAUCAGUAGAAGCGCAACCUGUGUGAUUGCGUAUUUAAUGAGGAAGAAUAAUACAUCAUUAAGAGAAACAAUGAAUUAUGUAAGAUCUAAAAGAAAAGUCAUUUGCCCUAACUUUGGAUUUGAAAGGCAGUUGAGAUAAUUUGAAUAGCAUCUAGGAAUUUCUAAUCCAGCAAUCAAAAUAACUUCAAAUAAUUAAAAUGUUCUGUAAAGCUAAAAUUCAAAUAGGUCUGCAAGUUUAAAUAAAAUAGCUUUUUAAAACCUUUCAAAUAAUUUAAACACUCUAAUGAAUCCUAAAUUAUCGUCUGAGCAGGAAGACCCCUUAAAUUAACAACCUCCACCAGCUCUUUUGAUAAAUCACAAUUAAAAAGUUAGUUUGCAAUCUUAAUCUCAAAAAAACGCUCUUAAAAGAAAUUAAAGAUUGCAACCCAUGACCAAUAAAAAUAUGGCUUAAAUAUUAGCUUAGAAGCUUGCUUAAAAUAAUGAAAAUCUUCAAGUUUUAGGUAUACACAAGCUAAUUAAUAAUAAUAAUUAACCAGUAUUCAAUAAGCAAGAAAAGGAAAGUAAUAAUAACAGCAAUUAAAACAGUGCCAAUAAACAAUAAGCAUUAAAAGAAGCAGCAUAAUUAAGUCUUAUUCAACAGUAAUAUCCAUAUAAUUAAAUGAACAACGGUCCUAAUAUAGUAACCUAUAACGCUAAAAGUAACCUUAGAACAUCUUCAAGAGGACCAAUACCAAUCUUCAACAAUGUACAAACAACAUCUAAUAAAACUAGCAAUAUGAUUACUUAGAAUUAAUUUCGCAAAAGGCCUGUAAAAAAUUUGUAUUAAUGA